Messenger RNA from Peronospora farinosa, 3075 nucleotides. NCBI's taxonomy places the organism in Eukaryota, Oomycota, Peronosporomycetes, Peronosporales, Peronosporaceae. The record is from the annotation of a GenBank genome assembly.
AUGGCAUCUCUCGUGACACUUCAUGGCAUCGACGUGUCUUCCCUAGACGAACGCAAGUACGAGACGUUUUUCCUGUCCAAUGCUCUACAAGUUCUUGUCAUUUCUGACCCUAAAAUAGAAAAAUCUGCUGCUGCAAUGGACAUCCACGUGGGUCAUCAAAGUGAUCCAGAAGAAUUACCAGGUCUUGCGCACUUUCUCGAGCAUAUGUUGUUCUUAGGGACUCGAAAGUAUCCGGACGAGAACAGUUUUAAGAAAUUCUUGAGUGCUCACAGUGGUCGCAGUAAUGCGUCCACGUCUCAGAUGCAUACAAACUUUUACUUUGAUGUACUGAGUGACCAUUUGCAUGAAGCUCUGGAUCGCUUCUCGCAGUUUUAUAUCGCCCCAUUAUUUACACCAAGUGCAACAGAACGGGAGAUAAAUGCUGUGAAUUCCGAGAAUGCCAAGAACUUGCAGAAUGACCAUCGACGACUGUAUCAAUUGCAAAAAUCUCUCUCGAAUCCAGAUCAUCCAUUCCAUAAAUUUGGGACGGGAAAUAUUGAGACACUAGGGACAAUUCCUCAUGAAAGAGGAGUGGAUGUACGUGCGGCAUUGCUAGAGUUUCAUGCCACGUACUACUCGGCGAGUAUCAUGAAGCUCGUAAUUUGUGGCAAGGAAAAUUUGACGACGUUGAAACACUGGGCGGAAAAGCUUUUCUCGGAGAUUCGAAAUACGGAACGAAGUUUCCCGACCUUUGGAAAUGCAGUGCCGUUUGAUGAGUCAAGAAUGGCUCGUGUGGUGCAUGUGGCACCGGUGAAGGAUCUUCGUGUUAUCGACAUCUCGUGGCCUUUGCCAUCGCUAUAUUCCAACUUCUUGACGAAACCGACGAAGAUCUUGUCACAUUUAAUUGGGCAUGAAGGUCCAGGAUCUAUUCUGAGCUAUCUGAAGACACAGAAGUGGGCUAAUGGGCUUUCUGCAGGGCUCUUUCGUGACAAUGAGGACUGGGGACUGUUUUGUGUAAAGAUUGACGUGACAGAUGCGGGAAUUGAGCAUGUGAACGACGUCGUGGAAGUAGUGUUCCAGUAUGUGCAGACUCUUCAGCGUGUGGCUCCGUUUGAGCCCUGGAUCUUCCAUGAGACCCAGGGCCUGGCGUUACAGAAUUUUUGCUUUAAGAGCAAGGAGAGCCCCAUCAACUACACAAGUAACCUGGCAAACGUAAUGCACCGUUAUCCAGCCAAGUAUAUUCUUUCAGGUGCCUACAUCCUCUACGAGUAUGAUGCCGAAAAGGUCCAGAAGGUCUUGGACCUGCUUACUGCUCAUCGAAUGCGCCUUACGGUGGUCGGUAAAAAGUUUGAAGGCAAGACACAGUGUGUGGAGAAGUGGUACCAGACACCUUAUUCGGAAAGUCCACUUGAAUCCGAGCUUCUUGAACGUUGGACGUCGCCUCCUCCCAAUGCGGCUUUGAAGCUCCCCCAUCGUAACGAGUUCAUCUGUAGCGACUUUAGAAUCGUGACACCUCACAAAGUGUCCACCUCAGAAGGAGGCAAUGAGGAAAGUGCUGCCGUGUCCCAGCCACUGCUAUUGCAGCAAGAUGAACAAUGCCGCCUAUGGUACAAGCCCGACAUACAAUUUCGCAAACCCAAAUUAAUGCUGCACUUCUUGCUGUAUUCGCCGUCACUGUCUACCACCCCAUACCACGCAGUGCUCACGAGUUUAUUUGUGCGGUGUCUGAAGGACAAGCUCACAGAAGUGUCUUACGAUGCCGAGCUUGCAGGUAUGGAGUACGAUAUCGGUUUUAAUUCUCGUUCGCUGGAGUUGCACGUGGGUGGAUAUUCGCACAAGCUUCCCAUUUUGCUCUGUAAGGUACUUCAGCAAAUGCUAGAGAUGACCAAAGCUGAGUACAAGUACGAAGAAGCAGUCUUCGAGCGCGUGAAAGACCGCACAAAGCGUAUGUAUGAGAAUUUCUUUCUCGAAGAGCCGUAUCAGCACGCUGUGCAUCUAUGCAGUCAACUGUUGGAAGUCUCACGAUGGAGUAUAGAAGACAAGAUCCGUGCUAUUGAGCACCUCACCUUGUCUGACUUGGCAUCUCACAGCCAGUUCAUGUUCCAGCAAGUUUUCGUAGAGGGCUUCUUUUACGGCAACCUCCAGCAGAACGCGGCUCCACCAUUGAUGCAACAGGUGCUGCAGUAUUUUGGUUUUGGCAGAAACGGAAGCUCCAGUGGAGGCAGUUUUCCGUUGUUCCCGAGCCAAAUAACGAAGCCGCGAGUCGUCCAACUUGCCGACGCUAAAGAGUACCGGUACCAGCGACGUGAAUGGAAUGAAGCCAACCUCAAUUCUGCAAUCUGUACAUUGUAUCAGAUGGACUGUGAGACGGAAGAGAGCACACUUUUUCUCCGUGCUCGUCUCGAGCUGUUUGCACACAUUUUUAAGGAGCCUUGCUUCAACCAGCUCCGUACACAGGAGCAGCUUGGAUACUUAGUAUUCUCUGGUAUUACCAGCAUGGAAGGUGUCGACUGCUUUCGUAUUCUAAUUCAGUCAGAUGUGGCUUCCCCGCAAUUCUUGGACCAACGCAUUGAGCUCUUUGUGACUCAUUUUCGAUCGUUUAUUGCUGAAAUGUCCAUUGCUGCGUGGCAGAAACAAGUGAAUGCCGUUGUGAAGGCAUUAUUGGAAAAGCCAAAACAAGAGAUGGAAGAAUCCAUGCGUGCGUGGCGCGAGAUUGCCAACGAGACAUUUAUGUUUGACCGACGUCAACGGGUUGCAGCGAUCGUGUCGACUUUGCAACAGCGAGAUCUCGUGGCAUUUAUUGACUCAUUUAUUGCUGUCAAUGGUGAUCGACGAAGGAAAUUGAGCAUUUGGCUAUACGGUGCAAAGCACCCGUUUGUUCAACUGGAAAAUGGGGUGAAGGAGGUUUCUAGGAUUGCAAUGUCCGAUACUGGUUUGGUCUCUGCAAUGCUAUUGCAGCAACAAUUGGAGGACAUUGACUCGACUGUGAAAGUUGCUCCAAAGUUGAUUGAAGAUGUUGUCACUUUCAAGCAACAGAUGCCACUCUUUCCAGAACGCGGUACCAAACACCUCACUACUACUAGAGUCAGUCUUUAG